AUGCUCCAGCAGGACGUGUCUUUUGAGACGUCUCAAGAGGUGCUCCAGCAGGAUUUACUGCUGCUGCAGCAGCAGGAGGAGGGGCGGGCGAGUAAGGGGAUGGGCAUCUUGCCGUUCCUGGAGGGAAAGCACGUGCUCAUCACCGGCGCCACGGGCUUCAUUGGCAAAGUGUUGGUGGAGAAGAUACUGCGCGAGCAGCCGGGGGUGGGGCAGCUGUAUCUGCUCAUCCAACCCACAGCGCGCGCCACCGCGGAGCAGCGCCUCCAGCAACAGAUUAUUCCAUCGCCCGCAUUUUCCCUCCUGCGCGAGCGGCACGGGGAGGGCUACGAGGCGUUCAUGGCGGGCAAGCUGACGGCCGUGCAGGGCAACGUGGGGGAGGAGGGGCUGGGACUGGCUGAUGACGCCGCUGCUGCUCUGCACGAGUCCGUGGAUCUCAUCUUCAACUUCGCCGCCACCGUUGACUUUGAAGCCCGGUAUGACGUGGCACUCAACAUCAACACCCUGGGCCCGCGGCGGUUGCUCGCUUUCGCCAAGAAGUGCCGGCGGCUUGAGCUGCUGGUGCAUGUCUCCACUGACGUCUCAAAAGCAGCGAGUGCGGAGGAAGUGGCAGCAGCGGUAGAGGCGCACCUGUCCGCGCUGGGUGCAGACAGGUGGGUGGCUGUGUGGGCUUUCGACAAUUCUCUUGCAAGUGACUCAGAUGAGGGAAGAGUUGGGGCGCGUACCUUUGGGUGGCAGGACGCGUACGCGCUGUGCAAGGCAAUGGGGGAGAUGGCGCUGGUGGAGCACCGCGAGGGGGCGGAAGGGGAGGGGGAGGGGGAGGGGGAGGGGGAGGGGGGAGAAGCGCGAGUGCCAGUGGUGGUGGUGCGGCCGAGCAUAGUGGAGAGUGCCCUGCAGGAGCCCAUGCCUGGAUGGAUCGAAGGCUUUCGGGUGGCGGAUCCAGUGCUCAUGGCGUUUGGCAAGGGUGCCAUACCGGGCUUCCACGCUCAGCCAGACGGCAUCUGUGACAUUAUCCCAGUGGACCUACUAGCCAACGCUAUCCUUGCCGUUGCUGCCAGCAACGCAAAGCCACCACGGAGUGCCAUUCCGUCCACCUCCAAGCACCAUCUGCCGCGUGUGUACCACGUGACGUCGUCGGUUACCAACCCGCUGUGCUUCAGCGGACUGUUUGCCGCCACCACCAAGCACUUUGCAGCCACACCCAUGAAGCGCAAGGAUGGGACUGCAAUCUCUGUGUCCAAUAUGAUAGCCUUUCCGUGGCCCUGUCUCUUCAUGGCGGCUAUCUGGUUUCAAUAUGAACUGCCCAGGCUUCUGGUGACACUUGACCCAAGAACUGGACCAGCACAGAAGCAGCAGCAGGCUGCAAAACUGACCAAGAGGCACAAUCAGUACAAGCGCUUGGCUAAGCUGUACAUGCCUUAUUGCUUCGGGAAGGCACUGUUUGACUCAAGCAACAUGGAAGACCUGUUCUCUGCAAUGUCACCUGAGGAGCAGCGCAAGUUCAAUUUCAACGUUCGUAACAUCGACUGGACCCACUACCUGUGCCAGGUUCACUUCCCUGGCUUGCGCAAGUUUGUUCUCAAGGAAAAGGAAAAGGCCCCUUAG
This is a messenger RNA of Closterium sp. Yama58-4, 1602 nucleotides long. The record is from the annotation of a GenBank genome assembly. Lineage: Eukaryota; Viridiplantae; Streptophyta; Zygnematophyceae; Desmidiales; Closteriaceae.